Messenger RNA from Phytomonas sp. Hart1, 519 nucleotides. Lineage: Eukaryota; Euglenozoa; Kinetoplastea; Trypanosomatida; Trypanosomatidae. The record is from the annotation of a GenBank genome assembly.
AUGCCAGUAAUAGAAGUUUUUGUCAUCAAGGCAUUAGAUAUCCGCGGGGUUACACUUCAAAAAGCCUUUAAAGUAUACCUGCGUCUGCAACAGCAAUGUGUAUGUUCCGAAAAGACCACAGAGAGUGGCGGCGAGAUUUACUUUCGGGAGAAAUUUCGACUUAAUUAUGACCCUAAUCAUUACACACGCGAAAAUCGGCUUUUCGUUGAGCUGUGGAAGGAAUCGUUUCUUAGCAACUUGUGCGUGUGUGUAGCGUGGGUUCAACUAGAUACCCAAAACUUUGUUCGCGGAGAGCCUACUACCCUUAGCUUGCGCGGUAGAUUCGAGGAUUCGCAAGCUACCUUCAUCGUUUCCAUUGUGCCUAUUGAUUUUGGAUCUGUUUCGCAACUUCCUUCCCAAGAUGAGCAACCUGUGCUUGGUAUUCCAAUUUAUAUAAAUAACUCACCUACCGUCAAUUGUUCAUUUGAUAACCUUCCCGCAGUACCACCACAAUAUUCACCAGCCGAUCCAUCUCCCUGA